This is a messenger RNA of Drosophila santomea, 438 nucleotides long. RefSeq lists its product as uncharacterized. The record is from RefSeq and is a predicted model, not a curated record. NCBI's taxonomy places the organism in Eukaryota, Metazoa, Arthropoda, Insecta, Diptera, Drosophilidae. The coding region runs from base 1 to 438 and encodes 145 amino acids. The transcript has 2 exons.
AUGAUGAACCUGUCGGCGAGAAUCUUGCUGAAGAAGGAGCAGAGCUUUCUCCUGAUGGCCUGCCUGGACGGCCACAAGGAGAUAGACAGUCUUCAAGCCAAUGCGAUCUGGACUUUGGUGGACCUCCCAGAGGGUCAGAAAGCCAUCGGAUCGAAAUGGGUGUUUGCAGUGAAGCGUAAAAAGACGGGCCAGGUAGAGCGACUGAAAUUUCGACUAGUUGCUAAAGGAUGCGCUCAGCGAUAUGGCGUUAAUUUUACGGAGACGUUCUCUCUUAUGUCGCGAUAUUCGUCUAACAAACGUGUCAUCGCUCUGGCAGUGGAAAAUGUUUUUUUCAUGCACCAAAUGGACGUGUCGUCUGCCUACUUGAUCUACAUGGUACUGUUUACAUGCGUCGACCAGAAGGAUUUAUCGAUGAGCAAUAUCCGAAUCGAGUGCUGA